Molecule: messenger RNA, 1578 nt
Organism: Momordica charantia (bitter melon)
Lineage: Eukaryota; Viridiplantae; Streptophyta; Magnoliopsida; Cucurbitales; Cucurbitaceae
Product: elongation factor 1-delta, putative (DUF936)
Source: RefSeq, a predicted model, not a curated record
UUUCCAUAACUGUGUGAUGUUGUUAAAGCUUCGGCGGGAACAGCCAUGGCGUCUCUGACCCCCGGCGUUCUCUCCAAGCUCAUAGAAAAUGCCGGUAACAAGGACUUCAAAGUCACCGGCCAGCACCGGUCACCUCUACUCCAAGUCCUCGAGAUCCUCCCGUCUCUUCCCGGUGCCGGUGACGACCAGAACGACCCGUGGCGGAGCCGGGGCUUCUUCUUGAAACUCUCCGAUUCUCUUCACGCCGCCUACGCCGCCCUCUCCGACGCCGACGUGGACUUAAUUUACAGCGACAAGAUCCAGCUCGGCCAGUUCGUCCACGUCUCCCGGUUCGACCCGGCCGGGUCGGAUUCUAGGGUUCCCAUUCUCCGCGGGUUGAAACCCGUUUCCAGAAGAAGGCCCUGCGUCGGAAACCCCACUGAUUUGGUCUCCAGCGACGCGCUCCCUAUUUCACGCGCCGCCGCCCCCAAGCGACCGGCGAAGUCGAAGCCUCUGGCUAAGAAGGUGGAGCCGAGGAGGUUGAGUUUGGACUCGGCGCGGCGGGGGUGGGACCAGGGACCUCCGCCGUCCGCCGCCGUCAAGACCGCCGGUUCACCGCCCAAGGCUCCGAAGUUUUCGCCUAAGACGAGGACGGAAGUUGGGCGGAAAGAUGGGAAAUCACCGGCGGCGGAAGCGGUGGGAAGUCGCUCCGUUCCGGUGGCCGUGGAUUUGAAAACUGGGUUUGAGAAGAAGAUAGCGUGGAAGGCGUUGCCGUCGACGAUGGCCGUUGCCGGAAAGAGAGCUGUUGAAAGUCGAAAUCUUGCAUUUAUGGGAGCAGUUUAUGCAUUGGAAGAAGCAUCAGCUGCUGAAGCCGUACUCCAUUGCAUGUGCUUAUUUGCAGAACUCUGUGAUUCUUGGAAGCAAGUUUCUGCUGGUUCAUUGGCAGAGCAAUUUCUACAACUCUAUCAGAGAAUCCAACAAGCACACUCAACCUUAAAUUCCUUACUCAACAAAAUCCCGUCAGCUCAUAAGAACAACAAUGCUACUUCAUGGAUUCAGGCUGCCAUUGCCACAAAUCUUUCCAAAUUCAGUUUGUUCGAGACAAAAGACAAGCUCGAAACGCAAACCCGAGGCAGACAACUCUACAUCGUUGUCGAGAAUGCUACGACGAAACUCGAUUUCGAAAACGAUUCCCCUAAACCAAGCCCCACGAACCGCAAAAACCAUCCAUCCAAUUCAAGAACUAAGCUCUCACAUUCUUCCAAAAGGGAAGAGUGGUGCAAAGGGAGUGGUUUGCAAGAGGCUGCAGAACUAGCAAAGGAACUUCUCUCGGUUUCCCGCAGAUGGUUCGUGAAGUACUUGGAGGAUCUUCUCGGCAACGGUUUUGGGAUAMCCGGAGGGGAAGAGGGCGCCGAGGUUGCGCAUCUUCUUAGGCAGCUCAAAAGGGUAAACCAAUGGAUGAAUGAGCUGACCGAAAGCGAAGUCGAAAUCGAUCAUCGUAUGGAGCAACUGAGGAAGAAACUCUACAAGUUCCUUCUGGAUCACGGCGACGUUGCCACUCGCUCGAGUCAAGUAUAGAUACAACCUUGAAAGAUCGCG